GCAGAACUCAUCAGCCAGGCCAUUGAAAGCGCCCCGGAGAAGCGGCUGACACUCGCCCAGAUCUACGAAUGGAUGGUCCGCCACACGGUGCCCUACUGCAAGGACAAGGGUGACAGCAACAGCUCGGCAGGAUGGAAGAACUCCAUCCGUCACAACCUGGCCUUGCACAGCAAGUUCAUCAAGGUUCACAACGAGGCCACUGGCAAGAGCUCUUGGUGGAUGCUGAACCCCGAGGGCGGCAAAGGUGGCAAGGCAACCCGCCGCAGGGCUGCCUCCAUGGAUAGCAGCAGCAAGGUGCUCCGGGGCCACAGCAAAGGCUCCAAGAAGAUACCAUCUGUCCCGCCAGCUCCACCUGAAGGUGCCACUCCCAGGAGCCCCCUGGGUCACUUUGCCAAGUGGUCCGGCGGCACUUGCCCUCGCAAACGGGAAGAAGCUGAUGUGUGGACCGCUUUCCGCCCACGAAGCGGUUCGAAUGCUAGCACUGUCAGCACUCGGCUAUCACCAAUGGGGACCGAGGCUGAGGGGCUAGCAGAAGAGGAGAUGCCGGCCUCGACCAGCAGCUACGCAGCGGGUGUCCCUUCCACCCUCAGUGAAGAUCUAGAGCUGCUGGAUGGGCUCAAUCUUGCAUCUCCUCAUUCCCUGCUGUCUAGGAGCAGUCUCUCCGGCUUCUCUUUGGAGCAUCCUGGGCUUGCUGGCCCUUUACAUAGCUAUGGCGCCUCCCUUUUUGGCCCAAUAGAUGGGUCUCUGUCAGCAGGAGAUGGGUGCUUCUCAAGCUCCCAGUCUCUGGAGGCUCUGCUCACCUCUGAUACACCACCACCUCCUGCUGAUGUUCUCAUGGCCCAGGUAGAUCCUAUUCUGUCUCAGGCUCCUACACUUCUGCUACUGGGAGGAAUGCCUUCCUCUAGCAAGCUGGCUACAGGGGUUAGCCUAUGUCCUACACCUCUAGAGGGUCCAGGUCCCAGCCACCUGGUCCCCAACCUUUCUGUGAUGGCACCGCCGCCAAUCAUGGCAGGGGCUCCUAUCCCUACAGUUCUGGGCACCCCUGUGCUCACACCUCCUGCUGAAGCUGCCGGCUAUGACAGAAUGCCUCAGGAUCUAGAUCUUGAUAUGUAUAUGGAGAACUUGGAGUGUGACAUGGAUCAUAUCAUCAGUGACCUCAUGGAUGGCGGUGAGGGGCUGGACUUCAACUUUGAGCCAGAUCUCUGAGUCACAGCCAGAAGCUUUGUCCCCUGCUUCAGAAGGUGGAGGUGGAGCCAGACGUGUCCUUAUGAACUUUAUCCCCCUGAGCCCUCCUGAGGAGUUUGGAACCCUGAUUUCAAGCUAGGGUUUGGUGGUCACACACUCAAGUGUUGAGACAAUUCUAAAGAUAAAGCCAUGGCAUGUAGGGAUUGUAGAGGAGAAUGGUAGGAGGAAGGAGAGAAGAAAGCUUUUUCUCACUAUGCCAAUUAGGGGUAUCUAUGGCUCUUUCUCAGGAGCCAUCAUUGAUUUCCCCAUCCCCACCUCCUAGGCCUUGAUGUAGCAGGGGCCAGCAGUGCUGUUAGAAAUGUGAAGUCACAAGUGGCCUUAUUGCCCUGCCUUUGGGAGCAGGAUUAUCUUUUUUUCUUUUGUAGAGAGUCUUACUAGAGCUGGGCCGGGUUCCAUUGAGCCUGAAUUU
Messenger RNA from Acomys russatus (golden spiny mouse), 1654 nucleotides. RefSeq names its product forkhead box protein O4-like. Gene Ontology annotation, biological process: regulation of transcription by RNA polymerase II. Gene Ontology annotation, cellular component: nucleus. NCBI's taxonomy places the organism in Eukaryota, Metazoa, Chordata, Mammalia, Rodentia, Muridae. The record is from RefSeq and is a predicted model, not a curated record. Gene Ontology annotation, molecular function: DNA-binding transcription factor activity, RNA polymerase II-specific; RNA polymerase II cis-regulatory region sequence-specific DNA binding.